Messenger RNA from Cladophialophora bantiana CBS 173.52, 2022 nucleotides. RefSeq lists its product as uncharacterized. The coding region runs from base 1 to 2022 and encodes 673 amino acids. NCBI's taxonomy places the organism in Eukaryota, Fungi, Ascomycota, Eurotiomycetes, Chaetothyriales, Herpotrichiellaceae. The transcript is spliced from 4 exons. The record is from RefSeq and is a predicted model, not a curated record. Gene Ontology annotation, biological process: regulation of DNA-templated transcription.
AUGUCCGGUCUCGAGAUUGUCGGCCUUGCCGCCAGCGUGAUUCAGAUUGCCGAGCUGGGCGGAAAGCUGUCCGUCAGGCUUUUCACUUUCUCGCGGAAGAUCAAAAACGCCCACCAGAGCAUUGACAGUAUCUCUCAAGAUAUCGCUGCCACGGGCGCCGUCCUGGCCCAACUUGGGAAUGAGCUGCGCAAGGAAGACAAUUUGAGGCUGCGCUCGCCUGCCGCGCUUGCGACGACGGAAAACUUGGUCGAGAGCUGCAACAAGCUGUUCACAGAGCUCAAUGAAGCCAUCGACGGUGGCGAGAGCGGCCACAAGCUGAUCGCCGAGUUCAAGAAGCGGCUCCGCUUUCCCUUUCUUGAGCCUCAGAUUGAGCUGCUGCGAUCCAACCUCGAGAGACUGAAGACUUCACUGCUCGUUAUACUCAAUGUGCUGAUCUUGGCCGAGCAACUUAGAAGUCAGAAAGACAGUGAAAUCUUGAAAGAUCAACACGAACUGUUGCGCACAUUAAUCAAAGAAAAAGACACGAGCGAACAAAAUUACAAACGAGUUCUCCAGGCUGUAGAAGCCUCCAAGGGCCCAGAAGGGGCGCAGUCAGACCCAGACACCUGCGGAGUUGGUGAGCAGGAUAGCGCUUCCUGCAACUUGUUGCAAGCAAACACACAGGCUACCUCAGCUGCCAGCAAUGACGAUGCAGCAACUAGUGGGCUCGCCGUUGACCUGCCACUGGCCAUCGACAAUCACACACAACUUGCUGACCACUGUCUGCUCAUUGGUAAAAUAUUACAGGAGAUCGGGGUUGUCAAGUACAGGAUAGACUACGGUCAACGAGACAGAGUGCAAAAAGCAGUACUCAAGGUGCACUGGGACGAAUGGACCCACCUGCGCAAGAAACACGGCGACAAGCGCCUCCUAGAACUCUUUACAGCGUUGAGACAGCAUGAAGUGGCUCAAUACUGGAGGCAGACAGCGGAGACACAGGAAGAAUUUGAAGCCCAGCAGCCAGAUGCCUCUUUCGAGGCCGUCGUUCGGUCAGGAACCACACAACAGAGUUGUCAGGAUUUGGCCGUUAACAGAGCGACAUCGAACUCGACAAUCAGAGACGAACAGGAUAAGGUCGAAUCAGAAAACCCUCAAUCAAGGCCCAUGCUUUCACGAAACCAGGACCGUGAAAGCUCAGGAACGAACACUGAAAGCCAGCCGGUGACGAGCAGGCCUCCACAACUGGCAACUGCGCAGGAACCGCUAUUGGUCAAGAGCAGCUGGUUCAAAAACCGGUUAAACAGUAGAGUCCUGCAGUCGAGAAGAAUGGAGGAUCGAGAAAACAGCAUCGAGGGGGAUGAUAGCGAUCGAGCGAUCAAAGACUUGCUAUCAGGCCUGGCGAAUGAAACAGAGAUUGAGCAGCUAGCUCAUACGCUCAAGCCAACAGACUUUCCCACAGAAGCGUUCCCUGGCUGUUUCUGUAAAGGGGCGGUCCGGCUCCUUUCCACCAACGAAAGGGAUCAAAAACGCGCCUUUUCCAUUUUCAUACGCCCCUUAGGUUUCGUGGGCACCAGCCGUUGCUUCGAAUGCAGUGGAUGUAACUAUCAAGUGCUCGUCCCCCUACGCUCGAAGCUCGGUGGGAAUGCAGGUGAGACGGAGGAGAGCUUUGAGACAACAGUCAGAGAGAGUCGCUGCGGGGUGAGGUACAAAUGGGCGUUUCUAGCGAAAUGUCACGUUCGACCAUCCAACGCCACAUCCAUGGUACAGAAAAACCUAGGCUUCAGGAUGUUCGCCUGCAUUUUUUGCUGCGCAAUGGUCAGUGCUAUGGGCGUGCCUGGCAAAUUUGCAUCAGGAGGCGUGCCCAUGUUUGACAGCGUGGACACUUUCAUGGAGCAUUUGACCGUGGCGCACAGAGACAGGGGAGCCUGGCCAAAGGCCGACACACUGACCAGGAUGAAGUGCAUUGUAGGGCGAGUAGCGAGGGCAGACGAAGACUGGGAUAUCAAUCUGCCGCCGCUGGCUGUUGGGCAGGAAUUCUGCUAA